AUGCAGGCGGAAUCGCCCGUAACGUCUCCGAAAUGUGAUUUGUUAGACUCGUGUGGUAAAUUUCGGGUGCUGGUUGGGGUCACGGGUAGUGUGGCAGCUCUCAAAGUGCCUCUGUUGGUCUCCCAACUCCUAGAGUUACCCGGGGUGGAUGUGCGUGUCGUCACUACAGAACACGCCAAGCACUUCUACGACCCAGCCGAGGUGGCUGUCAGCGUCUACAGCGACGCAGAUGAGUGGGAGCUGUGGAGCCAGCGUUCUGACCCUGUGCUGCACAUAGAGCUGAGACGCUGGGCUGACCUCCUCGUUAUAGCCCCUCUGGACGCUAACACACUGGGGAAGAUCGCCAGCGGCAUCUGUGACAACUUACUGACGUGUGUGGUGCGGGCCUGGGAUACCAGGCGUCCUCUACUCUUCUGUCCAGCGAUGAACACGGCUAUGUGGCAUCACCCCAUCACCUGCCGCCAGGUGGACAGCCUUAAAGAGUUCGGCUACGUUGAGAUCCCCUGUAUCGCCAAGAAACUGGUCUGUGGAGACCGAGGUAAAGGAGCCAUGGCAGAGGUGUCAACGAUCGUAGAUGUUGUGAACCAAUUCAUCCAGAAAGCUGCUGAGUCUCCUCAGGAAGGGGCAGGCCUGGUGCUGUGAGGAAGGGGCAGGCCUGGUGCUGUGAGGAAGGGGCAGGCCUGGUGCUGUGAGGAAGGGGCAGGCCUGGUGCUGUGAGGAAGGGGCAGGCCUGGUGCUGUGAGGAAGGGGCAGGCCUGGUGCUGUGAAUAUGAAUAAACUGCAGAUAUUUAAACCCAGAUGGACUCCUAGACCCUAUGAACUUGUGGAGAUCUGAGAGGAUUUUGAUUGGAAUAGGUAGAAUGCUGAAACUUCCACCUAGCCUAUCAGAGGGCAAGGUGGAACUAUUACCAUAAUGACUGCGCCUGUCAAAUCUACAUACAUCUGCUUAAAUCAAUCCCUAGGGUCUAGGGGUCCGUUUGGGAUUGGGCCAGGGUUUAGGGGUCCGUUUGGGAUUGGGCCAGGGUCUAGGGGUCCGUUUGGGAUUGGGCCAGGGUCUAGGGGUCCGUUUGGGAUUGGGCCAGGGUCUAGGGCAGGGGUGUCAAACUCAUUCCACGGAGGGCCUAGUGUCUGCAGGUUUUUGGUUUUUCCUUUCAAUAAAGCCCUAGACAACCAGGUGUGGGGAGUUCCUAACUAAUUAGUGAUGUUAAUUCAUCAAUCAAGUACAAGGGAGGAGCGAAAACCCGCAGACACUCGGCCCCCCGUGGAAUGAGUUUGACACCUGUGACCUAGGGGUUUGUUUGGGAUUGGGCCAGGGUCUAGGGGUCCAAUUGGGCCUGGGUCUAGGGGUCCGAUUGGGAUUGGGCCAGGGUCUAGGGGUCCGAUUGGGAUUGGGCCAGGGUCUAGGGGUCCGAUUGGGAUUGGGCCAGGGUCUAGGGGUCCGAUUGGGCCAGGGUCUAGGGGUCCGUUUGGGAUUGGCCAGGGUCUAGGGGUCCGUUUGGAAUUGGGCCAGGGUCUAGGGGUCCAAUUGGGCCAGGGUCUAGGGGUCCGAUUGGGAUUGGGCCAGGGUCUAGGGGUCCAAUUGGGCCAGGGUCUAGGGGUCCGAUUGGGAUUGGGCCAGGGUCUAGGGGUCCGAUUGGGCCAGGGUCUAGGGGUCCGUUUGCGAUUGGGCCAGGGUCUAGGGGUCCGUUUGCGAUUGGGCCAGGGUCUAGGGGUCCGUUUGCGAUUGGGCCAGGGUCUAGGGGUCCGAUUGGGCCAGGGUCUAGGGGUCCGAUUGGGCCAGGGUCUAGGGGUCCGAUUGGGAUUGGGCCAGGGUCUAGGGGUCCAAUUGGGCCAGGGUCUAGGGGUCCGAUUGGGAUUGGGCCAGGGUCUAGGGGUUCGAUUGGGAUUGGGCCAGGGUCUAGGGGUCCGAUUGGGCCAGGGUCUAGGGGUCCGAUUGGGAUUGGGCCAGGGUCUAGGGGUCCAAUUGGGCCAGGGUCUAGGGGUCCGUUUGGGAUUGGGCCAGGGUCUAGGGGUCCGAUUGGGCCAGGGUCUAGGGGUCCGUUUGCGAUUGGGCCAGGGUCUAGGGGUCCGAUUGGGCCAGGGUCUAGGGGUCCGAUUGGGAUUGGGCCAGGGUCUAGGGGUCCGAUUGGGAUUGGGCCAGGGUCUAGGGGUCCGUUUGGGAUUGGGCCGGGGUCUAGGGGUCCGAUUGGGCCAGGGUCUAGGGGUCCGAUUGGGAUUGGGCCAGGGUCUAGGGGUCCAAUUGGGCCAGGGUCUAGGGGUCCGUUUGGGAUUGGGCCAUUGACACGAAGAUGAGGCAUUCAGAUGAAGAUUGCUGCAGUUAUUUGUGAUGUAAUCAUUUGAAUGUAAUGAAACUGAUUUUAUUGAAGCCAAAUGUUAAAGAGACAAGAGUUUGCAAUAAAUGUUUGUGUUUUAAUUAUCAA
This is a messenger RNA of Salvelinus fontinalis (brook trout), 2420 nucleotides long. It is a transcript of the gene ppcdc, whose product is annotated as phosphopantothenoylcysteine decarboxylase. Bases 1 to 642 code for a protein of 213 amino acids. The record is from RefSeq and is a predicted model, not a curated record. Gene Ontology annotation, cellular component: phosphopantothenoylcysteine decarboxylase complex. Gene Ontology annotation, molecular function: FMN binding; phosphopantothenoylcysteine decarboxylase activity. The transcript is spliced from 5 exons. Gene Ontology annotation, biological process: coenzyme A biosynthetic process. NCBI's taxonomy places the organism in Eukaryota, Metazoa, Chordata, Actinopteri, Salmoniformes, Salmonidae.